GGUUACCUUCAACGUCGGCGACAUGGUGCUUCUUCGACUACAGCCCUACCGCCAGCGUUCAUUGGCACGCCCGGGAUCAUCCAAGCUGGCCAAACGCUACUAUGGUCUUUUUGAAGUCCUUGACCGGGUGGGUCCUUUCGCUUACCGGCUUCGACUCCCUGAGGCAUGCCGCAUCCACAAUGUUUUUCACGUCUCUCUCCUACGGCCGUACAUUCAGCGAGAGGGCAGGCCCAUCUUACCCACCUUACCACCGGAAUUUGUCAAAGGGACGCCCACUGUCUGUUCCGGUAACAGCAUGGGACCGUCGUACGGUGCUUGUCAACGGCACGCCGCGGGAAGAAUGGUUAGUCCAAUGGUCAGACAGCACGUCGGAAGAGGCUACUUGUGAACCGGACGACGACCUCACCAGUGCCUUUCCGGAGUUGCGCCUUGAGGACAAGGUCGCUGUUAAGCCGGGGGGAGUUGAUACUGGUGUGCAUGGGGAUGAACGGCACGAGUCGCAUGGCGACGACCCGAACAAAGAUGGGCCGGAUGAGAUACUGGAAGACAACCCGAACAAGGUUGGGGUUACUAGCAGACCGCGGCGUAAUGUUUGGCCGCCCCAACGUUACUGGGAUUAUAUUUAGUUCGUGGUUCUUUUAUUUAUUGUAACUUAGAUUUCCGUAGGUGAGUGUGUUAUAAGCUCCUUCGAGGGUUUCUUUUCGGUUAUUUACCUCGAUGCCUUUUUUGAACCAACAUGUUAGUUAAAUUAACAUUAGGGUUUGAG
Cuscuta campestris is the source of this 766-nucleotide messenger RNA. NCBI's taxonomy places the organism in Eukaryota, Viridiplantae, Streptophyta, Magnoliopsida, Solanales, Convolvulaceae. The record is from the annotation of a GenBank genome assembly.